CACACGUCAUGCUUCUUUUUGCUUUUUUCAAUCGAUGCGGAUAUGAAUUCGUAAAUGGUAAUUUGUGCUAUGGUGUUGGUUGCUUGUAGUUGUAAAUUUGCAGCCUGGGUUCGGUUAGUUAUUUUUAUAGUUUUUCACAGUUUUUAUGUGUGUUUCAUUACAAAAAUAAGCCCAUAAUUCACGAACAAAUAAAUUAUUAGUUAAUUCAAUGGCUACGGAAACUUUAGAAUCGUUUAACCAUCUCCAAAGCAAAUUGGAAGAGGCGAAAAACAGUCUCAAAGGUGUGGACGAAAAUAUAAAACGUUUAAUUGGUAGAGACCCUAGUGAUCUGCCCCCCAGGCCAGGACAAAAAAGACCUUUGGACGACAAACAUGUCCGUCAACCGUUUUCUAAGUUUAGUAGAAAUUUUGAGAAUGAUGUUGUGGCGGUAAAAAAAAGGAACCCUAUAUCAGUAUUUAAGAGGUUAUCUGAAAGAGUAUCAGAUGAGCCACUUAAACCAUCAUCCAAGGUAAUAGCUGCACCCAAAGAGAUACCCAGCAGGCAAGAUGUGUUGGACAAACAAAAUAAAGAUGAGAAGUUUAAGGCCAGAAAUAGGAGGAUGUUUGGGGCUUUGAUAGGAACACUACAGAGGUUCCAGCAGGAAGAAUCUAAGCAAAAAAGGAAAGAGGAAAAACGUACACAAAUUGAAAGGAAAAUAGAUGAACAUGAACAGCAAGAAAAGGCAGAAGUCAAAAAGGAAAGGCAAGAGUUAUUUUUGAACAGAAAGAAGAAGCAACAAGAAAUCAAGAUGAUUGAACUUAAAAUGCUGAGAAUGAGAGAAUAUGCUGCUUGGGAACAAACUCAAAAACCAAGAGCCAAUUUCAUUCUAACAAAAGCCAAACCUCAAAUACAUUAUCUACCAAGAAGAAUAGACGAUAAGUCUAGAGAACUUUUAGAGAAGGCAAAAAAAGACAUUGAUGAGCAAAUUGAAAAACGCCAACAAGAGGUUAAUGAGGAACUGAUUCACAUUGAGGAACGUAUGAAGCGAAACUUUGAAAACAAAAAUCAUAUUGAGUCUAAAGUGGAAAAGGUUAACAAUGACCGUCAUGAUCGCCGUCAAAAUCAAAGUGAUAGUGAGUUUGAGGAUGAUGGUGAUAUCAAAAUGCGGACAUUGUCUCCUGAACUUAAAGAAGAGUUGUCUCCUGAGCUUAAAGAAGAAGAAGAAAAAAAUGUGACUGAAAUUGAUAAUAAUAAGGUUGAAGAAGUGACACAAGAAGAAACUGUUGCAAAGGGUGCUAUAGUUGAUAAUAACAGUAGUGAAGAAAUGGCCACUAAUGACCAAAGUCAAAAUAACAUAAGUGAUAAUUUGGGUAAUAAUGGUGAAGCAUUAGAUGCAAAUGUGUCCUCAGAAAUAUCACCAGAAGUUCCUCAAGAAAAUAUUUGACACAUGGAGUACAGACAAAUUCAUACAAGAGUUUCUAGGUUUUCAUUUUAGAAUUAUUCUGGACUUUCUUCUUUUUAUUAGUUUAUAUGAAAUUUUCAGUUUUAUGUAGGUAUGCAUAAACACUAACUAAAAAAUAAUUGCAAAUGUUUAAUUAAGUGAUUUUUGUGUUUAGAAAAAUAUAAAUAUUGAUGUCUAUUGCUUUAUCAAUAGGUUUUCUAUUUUCAAGUCAGGGUUGUUUUUUUAA
This is a messenger RNA of Ceutorhynchus assimilis (cabbage seed weevil), 1667 nucleotides long. The record is from the annotation of a GenBank genome assembly. NCBI's taxonomy places the organism in Eukaryota, Metazoa, Arthropoda, Insecta, Coleoptera, Curculionidae.